Molecule: messenger RNA, 2346 nt
Organism: Amyelois transitella
Lineage: Eukaryota; Metazoa; Arthropoda; Insecta; Lepidoptera; Pyralidae
Product: phosducin-like protein
Exons: 1
Coding region: 130-942 (270 amino acids)
Biological process (GO): regulation of G protein-coupled receptor signaling pathway
Source: RefSeq, a predicted model, not a curated record
UGUGGUGCGUGCGUCGCUUGUAUUUGUUGUAUACUUUCGGUUAUUUUCAGUUAAUUAAAAUUAUAGUUACAUAAUUUAAUUAGUCGGGUAACUUUACUGUAUAAUAAAUUUGUAUUGAUAGCUAUUGAAAUGGCUACUUUGGAAGAUAAGAUUCUGGGUGAGAAGCUGCACAAUUAUUGCAGUAGUAGUGAAGAUGAGGGCGAUUCGGAUUAUGAAGACAGCAGGAGCGGUGAUGAGGAAGGUAACGCUCCAAAGCCGGAGGGUAGCUCUGCUGAUCCACCUCCUGUGAACAGUUGGAAUGGGACCGCAAGUAAUACGGGCCCGAAGGGUGUGUUGGAAGAUUGGCGGCGUUUCCAAGAGAUGGAAAGAGCCGCAAGACGUGAGAAAGAAAUUGAAAGCUGGGAAUUGGCUAAAAAGCUGACUUUGGCCACUAGAACUGCAGCCGAGGAAGAACAAGCCAAAGAAGUAGAGGCCUUGGAAGAAGAGUGGAAGGAACUGCUUGAUGAAGAGUACCUCAUGAAAUACCAACAACAAAGAAAGCAAGAACUGAUGGAGAAACUACAAAAACUUAAGAAAUUCGGUAAAGUGUUGACUUUAAACAGUAAAGAGGAGUUUUUGGAUGCCAUAGAUCAAGAGGAUCCUACUGUUACUGUUGUUGUUCACAUUUAUAAUCAUAGUGAAGAAGCAUGUCAGACAAUGGACGGCUGUUUGAAAAUUUUGUCCCAAGAACAUCCUGCUGUGAAAUUUUGCCGGAUCCAAGCAGAUAAAACUGGUUUGAGCCGGCAAUUCAAAGUUGAUGGUGUCCCUGCUUUACUGGCAUACAAAGGUGGUGACAUAAUUGGUAACUUUGUUGGGCUGGGCAAAACACUUGGUGAGGACUUCUUUGCCACAGAUGUUGAGGGUUAUCUUGUUUCAUAUGGAAUAUUACCUGAAAAAUACUGAUUCUUUGAAAUUAGUUUAGUCUUCUAGUAUUUGUUUAUAUCUAACUCUACUAGAAGAUUGUUGCCAAAUUUUGCAUUUCAAAACUUGUAUGUAUUUGACAAAAGUCUAGUUGCAGGGGCUUGUAUAGGUUGCAGAGGUCUCAGUAGCUUGGGAAGCAAAAUGCAACCAAGCAAAGAUCCAAGAGAGAAGAGUGCAUAAUAAUAUGAGGCAUUUAUUUCAUAUCUUUCUAGUAAGAUUUAUAAGUAAAGCAAUUUAUUGCAAGUUGAUAGUAAGAAUAAGUUAGACAAUAGUCAUAAUUGUAAACUGCCUUUUAAAAUGGUGUUCAAUAUUAUGAAUUUUUGUAGAUUUUAUAACACAAAUUUUCUUUAUUGGUUGCUUCUGUUGUUAUUGCAACAAUAUUAUAUUCCCUAUGUAUCUGUGUACCUGCUUACUCUUUAAAUAUGUAUAUUAAAAAUAUUUGAAUAAAUUACAUAACAUACAAGGUUUAUAAAUGUUCUGGUGUAUGUUUAUUAACAAAUUUUUAACUACAAACUAACCUUCUUCCCCAUUUUAUAUUGUAUAUUCUCAAUAGUUAGUUCUAAGUCAGAAGCAUGUAGUUAAUCUUGAAAGGUAAUCCCACUUAAUACUUGAGAUAUCAUAAAUGACAUCAGACAGUAGGUUACAUUAUAUUGCAUUGUUUGUAGUGAUUAAGAGGUUAACAUGUUGUGUAUCAAUGAGAUUUUAACCUGAGAAGUCUUCAGUGCCCAAUAAUCUAGAAUUUUUUUGGAAGCAAAAGUAGUAACUAAAGUGUAGUUUUGUUAAUUUUGGAACAUGAAUAGGGUUAAAUAAAAAUUUUUAUUCAUUUUUCAAACUUAUCACCAAUGAUUAAUAGUUUGGUUUGAAUAAUUUUUGUUUUUUUAAUCUAAAUUUAAUUUAAAUCUUAAGUAGGUUAAUUGUAUUUAGGCUAUUAAGAUUUUUUUUUGCAUUUUAAGUACCUAGUUGUAGUACCUAUGUUUAGAAAAAAAUAUUUAUUUUAUUAUUUCAAGAAAAAUUGUUGAAAGUUUGGUUUGCUAGGGUAAAAAAAAUUAAGAAAAGCAGUCUUUAGGUAUUUUAUUAUAGUUUUAUGUUGAUAUAUUAAGAAUAUUUCAACUGGAAAUGAUAAAAAUAGUACUGAAUGUAGUUGAAGGUCGUACAUAAUUAAGUAGAAUAAGGAAAAUGGUUUCCACAUGAUGUCCCACCAAUUAUCUAUUUUUUAUUAGCUGCAAUCUCAAUUAUAAAAUGUUUUCUUUUCCUCAAUAAUGUGUUUUAUUUUUGUCUGUUUUGUUAUAGAGCUAUCUAUAAGAAGUUCUUCAAGUAGGUGAUUUUGUUCUUUAUUUUUGUAACUAUUGUAAUUGUGAAAGCAAAUUCUAUACUUAUAUUAUGAAC